This is a messenger RNA of Otolemur garnettii (small-eared galago), 2838 nucleotides long. RefSeq names its product zinc finger protein 91-like. NCBI's taxonomy places the organism in Eukaryota, Metazoa, Chordata, Mammalia, Primates, Galagidae. The record is from RefSeq and is a predicted model, not a curated record. The transcript is spliced from 2 exons. Gene Ontology annotation, biological process: negative regulation of transcription by RNA polymerase II; regulation of immune system process; regulation of cytokine production. The annotation marks the transcript as partial.
UGCUCACACCUUUCUGCACAUAAAAGAAUUCAUUCUGGAGAGAAACCCUACAAAUGUCAAGAAUGCAACAAAACCUUUAAGCAGUCCUCACACCUUUCUGUACAUCAAAGAAUUCAUUCUGGAGAGAAACCCUAUAAAUGUGAAGAAUGUGGAAAAGCCUUUAACUGGUCCUCACACCUUUCUGUACAUCGAAGAAUUCAUUCUGGAGAGAAACCCUACAAAUGUGAAGAAUGUGGAAAAGCCUUUAACCGGUCUUCACACCUUUCUAUACAUAAAAGAAUUCAUUCUGGAGAGAAACCGUAUAAAUGUCAAGAAUGUGGCAAAUCCUUUAACGAUUCCUCAAAUCUCUCUGUACAUAGAAGAAGUCAUUCUGGAGAGAAACCCUACAAAUGUCAAGAAUGUAACAAAACCUUUAAACAGUCCUCACACCUUUCUGUACAUCAAAGAAUUCAUUCUGGAGAGAAACCCUACAAAUGUGAAGAAUGUGGCAACGCCUUUAAUUAUUACUCAAAUCUCUCUGUACAUGAAAGAAUUCAUUCUGGAGAGAAACCCUACAAAUGUGAAGAAUGUGGCCAAGCUUUUAAGAAUUCCUCAACCCUUUCUAUGCAUAAAAGAAUUCAUUCUGGGGAAAAACCCUACAAAUGUGUAGAAUGUGGCAAAUCCUUUAGGCAUUCGUCAGCCUUGUCAGUACAUAAAAGAAUUCAUUCUGGGGAGAAGCCUUACAAAUGUGAAGAAUGUGGCAAAAUUUUUAACCAGUACUCAAACCUUUCUGUACAUAAAAAAAUUCAUUCUGGAGAGAAACCCUACAAAUGUGAAGAAUGUGGCAAAUCCUUUAACAAUUCCUCAAGCCUUUCUGUACAUAAAAGAAUUCAUUCUGGGGAGACACCCUACAAAUGUGAAGAAUGUGGCAAAGCCUUUAAGGAUCCCUCAACCUUUUCUACACAUAAAAGAAUUCAUUCUGGAGAGAAACCAUACAAAUGUGAAGAAUGUGGAAAACCCUUUAACAAUCCCUCAUACCUUUCUCGACAUAAAAAAAUUCAUUCUGGAGAGAAACCAUACAAAUGUGAAGAAUGUGGAAAAGCCUUUAACAAUCCCUCACACCUUUCUCGACAUAAAAAAAUUCAUUCUGGAGAGAAACCAUACAAAUGUGAAGAAUGUGGAAAACCUUUUAACAAUCUCUCACACCUUUCUCGACAUAAAAAAAUUCAUUCAGGAGAGAAACCCUACAAAUGUGAAGAACAAUGUGGCAAAGCCUUUAACCAUUACUCAACCCUUUCUGUACAUAAAAGAAUUCAUUCUGGAGAGAAACCCUACAAAUGUGAAAUAUGUUGCAAAGCCUUUAGCCAUUACUCAACACUUUCUGUCCAUAGAAGAAUUCAUUCUGGGGAGAAACCAUACAAAUGUGAUGAAUGUGGAAAAGCCUUUAAGCAGUCCUCAAACCUUUCUGGACAUAAAAGAAUUCAUUCUGGAGAGAAACCAUACAAAUGUGAAGAAUGUACCAAAUCUUUUAAGGAUUACUCAACCCUUUCUGUACAUAAAAGAAUUCAUUCUGGAGAGAAACCAUACAAAUGUCAACAAUGUGGCAAAGCCUUUAACCAUUCCUCAACCCUUUCUGUACAUGAAAGAAUUCAUUCUGGGGAGAAACCAUACAAAUGUCAAAAAUGUGGGAAAUCCUUUAACCAGUACUCAAACCUUUCUGUACAUGAAAGAAUUCAUUCUGGGGAGAAACCGUACAAAUGUCAAGAAUGUGGAAAAGCCUUUAAACAGUCCUCACACCUUUCUCGACAUAAAAGAUUUCAUUCUGGAGAGAAACCAUACAAAUGUCAAGAAUGUGGCAAAUCCUUUAAUGAUAACUCAACCCUUUCUAUACAUAAAAGAAUUCAUUCUGGUGAGAAACCAUACAAAUGUGAAGAAUGUCGCAAACUCUUUAGCAAUUACUCGACCCUUUCUGUACAUAAAAGAAUUCAUUCUGGAGAGAAGCCAUACAAAUGUGAAGAAUGUCACAAAGACUUUAGCAGUUACUCAACCCUUUCUGUACAUAAAAGAAUUCAUUCUGGGGAGAAACCAUACAAAUGUGAAAAAUGUGGCAAAUCCUUUAAGCAGUCCUCACACCUUUUUGGACAUAACAGAAUUCAUUCUGGAGAGAAACCAUACAAAUGUCAAGAAUGUGGCAAAUCCUUUAAGGAUUACUCAACCCUUUCUGUGCAUAAAAGAAUUCAUUCUGGAGAGAAACCCUACAAAUGUGAAGUAUGUUGCAAAGCCUUUACCCAUUACUCAACCCUUUCUGUACAUAAAAGAAUUCAUUCUGGAGAGAAACCCUAUAAAUGUGAAGAAUGUGGAAAAGCCUUUAUCCAUUACUCAUCCCUUUCUGUACAUGAAAGAAUUCAUUCUGGGGAGAAACCUUACAAAUGUCAACAAUGUGGAAAAACCUUUAACCACUGUUCAACGCUUUCUGUACAUAAAAGAAUUCAUUCUGGAGAGAAAACUUACGAAUGUCAACAAUGUGGCAAAUCUUUUAACCAGUACUCAAAUCUUUCUACACAUAAAAAAGUUCAUUCUGGAGAGAACUAAUAAAUAUGAAUAGUGUGGCAAACCAUCUAAAUCAGGUUGGAACUGGCCUGUCCAUAAAAAAAAAAAAAUCGUACAAUAUAGACAUCUCACAAAUAUGAAGAAUGUAGUGGUACUUUUACUUGGUGUUCAUAACUUAGCAUAAAAUAACUCACACUGGAGAUAAAUUCUACAAAUGUGAACAGUGUGACAAUGCACAUAAACAAAAGGUCAAAACUUACUACAUAUAAGAAAAUUCAUAUUGGAGAGAAAUCUUAGAAAUGUGAAUAA